This is a messenger RNA of Didymodactylos carnosus, 1374 nucleotides long. Lineage: Eukaryota; Metazoa; Rotifera; Eurotatoria; Philodinida; Philodinidae. The record is from the annotation of a GenBank genome assembly.
AUGAUUGGAAUAAAGUUUACGUUAUUAUGCUGUUUGAGUAUCAUUUUCUCUGUGUAUGCACCGCCUGUAAAUAAAAGUCCAUCGAAUAACAAAGGUGAUUCAGUUAACGAUGAAAAAGAAGCGAAGGAUAUAUUAGAUGAUCUUGAAUAUGCACGUUAUUUAAAAGAAGUAGUUGAAAUAUUAGAGAAUGAUCCAAAAUUUAAGAGUAUGAUCGAUAAUGCCACAGUUGACGAUAUUAAAUCUGGAAAUAUUGCACAACAUUUAAGUUUAGUGGAACACAAUGUGCGAACGGCGUUGGAUGAAGCAAAACAACGUGAAAUAGUUAGAUUACGAAAACUUGUUGCACAAAAAGUUCGUCUCCUUAAUGAUGUACAUCGACGAGGAGGACUUCGAGGCACUCCAAAUGAUCAUAUGAAAAAUAUAGUACCACAACAUAUUGAUCAUCAUAACUUGGAAACGUUUGGUGUACUCGAUUUAGAAAAAUUAAUACGUCGAGCAUCACUAGAUCUAGAUGAAAUAGAUAAACAACGGGAAAAAGAAUUUAAAGAUUAUGAAUUAAGAAAAGAAUAUGACAGACGUGAACAAUUAUCUCAUCUCAGUCCAGAAGAACAACAAAAAUUGGAACAUCAAUAUCAAGAAACUUUGGAAAAAAAGAAAAAACAUCCAAAAGUUAAUCAUCCGGGCAGUGUUGAUCAAAUGGAAGAAGUGUGGGAGAACGUUGAUCAUCUUGAACCUGAACAAUUUAAUCCAAAAACAUUUUUCAGUUUACAUGAUACGAAUACCGAUGGAUUCUUAGACGAAAAUGAAAUAGAAGCAAUUAUGUUGAAGGAGGCAGAAAAAAUCCAUAAUAAUGCAACUGAAGUUGAUGCAGUUGAAAAACAAGAAGAAUUAGAUAGAAUGAGAGAACAUGUUAUGAGAGAAUUUGAUAAAAAUAAUGAUCGUAUGCUUUCAUAUCAAGAAUUUAUGAGUGGUAUCAAUGGUACUGGAGCUAAAAAUGAACAAGGGUGGGAGUCAAUUGAAGAUAAACCUGUUUAUUCUGAUCAAGAGUUUCAACAAUUUUCUGACAAGAUGGCACAUCAAUCAACGCCUUUACCUAUGCAUCAACAAUCCCAGCAACAUAUUGAACGACAACAAGAACAUCAAGCACAACAGAAUCCUGUACCAAAUAAUAUCCCAUCACCAGUAAAUAAUCAAGGAUAUCCAGGACACCAACAGCAAGCACAACAGAAUCCUGUACCAAAUAAUAUCCCGUUAUCAGUAAAUAAUCAAGGACAGCAACAGCAAGCACAACAGAAUUCUGCACCAAAUAAUAUCCCGUCACCAGUAAAUAAUCAAGGACAUCCAGAACAACAACAUCAAGCUAUUCAUACAUAA